AUGGGGCUGCACGGGGAGCAUUGCGCUUGCCUUUUCUUCUCCAAGCUGCGGGAAGCGUUCGACCGGGGAUUUGAUGUUUUCUUGGAUGACAGCCAUUGUGUCCACGACGUGGCGGCCCUGCUCAAAGAGUUUUUCCGGGACAUGCCUGAUUCCCUGAUUCCCAGGGAGCUCUAUCCAGCCUUUGUCCGCACAGCCUGCCUGGAACGCGGGGCCCAGCUGUCCGUGCUGCAGCUGCUGGUGUACCUCCUGCCACCCUGUAACAGUGACACCCUGUACCAGCUCCUGCAGUUCCUCCACACGGUGGCCCAACAUGCCCAGGACUCCACCGGUCCAGAGGGACAGGAGAUUCCCGGAAAUAAAAUGACAGUCUCAAAUUUGGCUACAAUUUUUGGCCCCAACCUCCUGCAAAGAGAGAAGCCUCUGGAGAAAGACCCCAGCGCCCAGGCUGUGGACAUGGAAGACAGCGCGUCCAUCAUCCUCGUCCUCCAGCGUCUGAUUGAGAACUACGACGCCUUGUUCACGGUACCCCCCGAGGUGCAGCACGACGUCCUCCGGAGGCUGUUUCAGACGGAGCCUGAUGUCAUUGACUUCCUCUUACGCAGGAAGUUCAACGCCGCCCUGAGCACGGAGAGCGAGCCAGCUACAGAGACGCACCCCUGCUCCCUGCUGCCCAGCCAGUGCGGCAUGCUGGCGAGCGACCAGGUUUCCUCGCGUCUGUACAGCCACGUCUCCUUCCUAAACCUGCACGUUGAGAAGCAGCAGCCCCAGGGCAGCCCAAGCGCCACCCUGGCCUUUAACACGUACCAAAUGGUGCGACACAUCCACAAGAGAGACGCCGUCCCGCAGGCCAGGGUGCGGACGUCCUGGGAAGCAUAAAUCUCCAAGGGGACAUCUCCAUUUGCAGCAAUCCGCCUUCUCGUUCGUAGCCGCGCGUCGCCCCCCGGUGGGCGGCACGAGGAUAAACCGCAGAGAUGUUUUACUGUCCUAUAGCUGAGCUAGACCAGAUAGCGCUACGCGCGUAGGAGCCCUACCCGCAUCAGUGCUGUGGCUGCCCCAGGGAAUGACUUGGGGAUUUUUGCUAAUGUAAGCGAGGCCUAGGGUGACAUUACGCUGAAUUCCGGCCUGGCCUCGCCGAGGGCUAGAACGAACGCAUGGAACGUGUGUGGAGUUAUCGAAAGGGGCGUCUGUAAAUCUAGAGCGCCUGUAUUCCAGAGCUGCGUGUGCUCUGGAGGGCAGUGUGCACAACGGCAGGGGGAGCAGUUUGUGUGUCCGUGGGGCAUGUUGGCCGGGGGGGGGGGGGCUUGCUUGUGUCUGUUACCUAACAAGCCAUGGAGAUGCAUUUUCAUCUGAGCUGGUGCAGGAUAGGGUGCCUGCUUGCUCAUGUUAGCCCUGCCGCGAGUGGCAGCUCGUGUUUCCUACACUCCAGGAUCUGUGGGUUGGUUUCUGGGGGGAGUUUAAGGGGCUGGCUUUGGCCUAUAAAGCUGCCUCCCUGAAAGGCCCCUCAGCCCAUGUGCUGCUGCGAGCAGAGGCCCUUGAGCUGGACAUGUCUAAAAGGAGCACCUGCUCUGCCGGGGCCCCUUUCAUCCCUCCCUCCCUCCCUCCCGGUAGUCCCAAUUGGUUGACCUUUCAGGGUAUGUUGCAAAGCUCAGCAGAGGCUGUCAAAGGCAAGUUUGUCUGGGAGCAAAGCGGGCUGGGAUUUUCAGCUAGACGGGUUGCACCAUGUGCGGUUAGACAAGGCCGGGAAGGAGAACUGAUGCUGCUCUGGAAGGUGCUUUGUAACUCAUAGAUUCCUAGGGCUGGAAGAGACCUCGGGAGGCCAUCGAAUCCAGCCCCCUGCUAAAAAAGUUCACGUUAUUGUGUUUGUAAAUGUAUGGUACACAUCUCCGGAGCACUGGCUGGCGGCCUAUAGGACUGGAUUGUAUUGUAAACCAAAAUAAAGGAAUAUAUCCAAGCCAGAAAAAGGGAUUUUCCCGUUUUUCUAAAAGCGUAGCAGCACCUCUGUUGAGAUUAGAGCCGGGUUUUCGUUUGGAGCAAGAUUCCAAGCUUUGUUUCGGAGCGAGGUCGCCUGGCACCUUCCCCGGCCGCGCCGCGCAGGAGUUGAGGGGAGAGGCUGAGUU
Messenger RNA from Pelodiscus sinensis (Chinese soft-shelled turtle), 2117 nucleotides. NCBI's taxonomy places the organism in Eukaryota, Metazoa, Chordata, Testudines, Trionychidae. The record is from RefSeq and is a predicted model, not a curated record.